Messenger RNA from Loa loa (African eye worm), 897 nucleotides. Its product is annotated as lipase. The record is from RefSeq and is a predicted model, not a curated record. Lineage: Eukaryota; Metazoa; Nematoda; Chromadorea; Rhabditida; Onchocercidae. Bases 1 to 897 code for a protein of 298 amino acids. The transcript is spliced from 8 exons. Gene Ontology annotation, biological process: lipid catabolic process. Gene Ontology annotation, molecular function: lipase activity.
AUGUUGAAACAGCUAAUGGUAUUACUGUACUUUGAAGAGAUUAAUGCUUAUUUUACGAAUGAUUUCAAUAUCUGGCUUAUGGAAUUCUAUGGAUCUGACGUGCAAGCAACGUUGAAUAGGGCAGAUUUGGGUUGGAUGGGUUCCUUUGGUGGCAAACAAUAUCAGAAUCAAACGUUAGCAAGGGAUCCGAUUGUUUUUGUACAUGGUGUUUCGAAUACUGCUGGAGAACAGCCUUUUAUCGGUGCAAGCUAUUUUUUAGCUUCUGGUUACGAUUGGUCAGAAUUAUAUGCGACGACGUAUGCCAAUGGAGCAGAAGGUAAUCCAACGCAAUGGGCGAAAUAUACGAUGAAUUGCAAAUAUGUCAAACAGGUACGAGGACUGAUUGUUGCUGUACACCUGUACACCGGUCGUGCGGUCGAUGUCAUUGCGUAUUCGUUAGGUGUACCUGUGGCUCGGAAAGCUAUCUUGGGAGGCUUAUGCGUAGACACUAGAGAGAAUCUAGGAGGUCCAUUGACAAGUUCUAUCGAUACUUUUGUUGGCAUUGCUGGACCAAAUCAUGGAGUUAUGCCCAAGGUUGGUUUUGCUAGUCUUCCUGCAUGUGCAUUCAACCUGAUGCCUAUUUGCAAUCAGAAUACCGGUCUUUUUUCCGGUAUAUGUCCACUGGAAAGUGCUUUUUUAAAGGAUAUAAAUUCUGCCGCAGGCUAUGAAGGAAGAUAUAUAUUUACUAUUUAUAGUAAAGCUGAUCAAUUUGUUGGAUACAAUAUUUGUGGCAAGAUAACUUCUCAAAUAACCGGUCAAAACGAUGAAAAAGUCUAUGAUAAAAAGGACCAUGAUAAAACAUUCAACGAUUCAUUGCCAGUUCAGCUGCAAAUGGUACUUCAUCAUGUUGUGAUAUGA